AUGUUCGUGGAGUAUCUUCCUGACUCCGAUUUUUCGCAUAACCUGUUACGCCAGCAUUUCUGCCGGAGGCAUACAAAGCAUUAUUAUACCAUCAGUAAGGGCUUGCAAAUCAGGACACGUAUUAAUAUUGUAACCGAUUCUAAGAAAUUUUUGUCGCUAUACGGAGCAUUAAGAGUCCGUAAUUCUUUGCGAAGCCGAGAGAGCCUAGAGGACCCAGUCAUUCGUAUCAUUACGCUUGCCCGUUUAUCGAAGGCGUCUUCGUGCUUGAUUCCGCUUUCUAUAAUCCGUAAGGCCUUUGAGCAAUCCAGAAGUAAGUAUGAAGAACAAAAAAAUUCUCUGCUUCGCAGAGCGCUCUGCGCUUCCUUAUCAAUAUGUCUACCCCUGUAUAAUCUGAUCGUGCGCGUGGAAAACGUACUAGCCAUUUUCUUGGGGUAUCGCGAUAUUGUUUACCCAUUCUUCGUCACUAUAGACUGGUGUAUCCUCAUUCUCCCAUUCACGGAGAUAUAUCUCCUCACCUAUCAACCGCUCAAUAGAGCCGGGUCAUUCGAAGCAACCGAGAUGUUUCCCGUAAGAUCUGCUGAAUUGCCAGUUGCUACAAAGGCCAUCGCGAAAUAUCAGAGGCGUUUAUCUGCUAAAAAUUUUCCCGAAAUUCUUUGCAGUCUUAUUGUCAAUACUGGAGCAUCUCUCGACCUAGCUUCAAAAAAGAUAUCAGCUCAGCUAAAUCUGACCGUGAAUUGCGAGAAAAUUGAAGCUGCCGAUGCGGAAUUAAUGGCCAAUGCCCCAGACAUUAGUCCUGACGACGCUGAAAUUAUCAAACAAAUGCCUACCGUUAUUUACCGAUUACAACGCCAUUAUUUAUAUGCUUCAGGUUAUUUGUAUCUCAAAUCGUUUAGUGAAUUAUUAAAGGGAUUGGAACGACGAUUGAAAUUCAAUGGGCAUUCGAGUUCAUAUGUAACCCUGGCAUGGUCACCUCAAUGCUUCUGUAAGGGAUUUAUGCCAUUAUCCAGUAUAGCGUUGGGAAGCAAAGCUGGCAUUAUUACUUUGUGGAGUUAUACUUACUAUCUUGUUUACAAGAUUGAUGCGUGUCGGUCCUGGAUAAUUACUUUGGAAUGGUCGCGCUGGUGGACGACUGAUGACGAUACAAGUCAGUUUGGUACUGAUGUUGUGAUGAUAAGAAGAUCAGAGCUACCUGAUCAGGAGGAAGAUGAGAUUAAUGCAGAGAAAGAAACUGUUUUACUUGAAGGAGACAAACGAGAGCCUUGUUUUAAUAAAAUGUGUUAUCAACGCGAUAAACUCGCCAUGAGCAAAAUGUCUAUGCUAUUUAUAUGGGCGCCAACGCUUCCUGUUUAUGACAAUUUUGAAUCUGUCAUGCCAAUCACUUUUGAUUUCUCUGAUACUGUGCUCAUUGCCGGCAUAAGCUGGAAUAAUGAUGGUACUCAACUGAGCGCCUUCAGCUUGGAAGGAAAGCAAUGGGUUCUCGACAUUUCAGAUUUUGGCAAAUUAAUUAACAAAGCCGCUACGGAACGCUUGAGGGAAAAUGUAGAAAAUCAGUUAAAAGACGCGUUUUGGAAGGUGAUGGUCGACGAAAAAGAUCCCGAAAAUGAAAGUGAAGAUGAUGAAGGCGACGAUGAAAUUGGUUCUCCACUACCCUUUAAUAUUGAUGGGCUUGACGCCUAUCUGUGUUUUGUCCUGACCGAAAACGAUGAACUUGAUGUUGGCAUAAUAGAAACGUACUCUAACGGUCUUGCAUUGUCAAUCGAGAAUAAACAUUUGAUUCUGGAAGCCUCCCCCGCUUAUCUUCUCUGGGAUUUCCUCGAAUAUGCCGAUUUCGAACUGCAUUUUGAUGGACCCGAUAACUUUUCGAAUCUCGUGCAAACUUGUGAACGGCAAUACACGAAAUUUUCUGAAACGUCGCUGAUAGACUAUUGGGAACAAACAUCUGGAUUUGAUAUUCUGUACGUCUGCAAGUCAGCACUUACUUUUCUUAAGCACUUAGAACUCAGCAGUGAGCUUCUAUCCAAAUCAGAAGGAAUGAAAUAUGAGCACAUAUCACUGAUUGAAAAGCAGCAGCUGAACAUUAUUUUAAAAGUGGCGGAUUAUG
Molecule: messenger RNA, 2101 nt
Organism: Paraglomus occultum
Lineage: Eukaryota; Fungi; Glomeromycota; Glomeromycetes; Paraglomerales; Paraglomeraceae
Source: the annotation of a GenBank genome assembly